AUGGCUCAUAGGCCGCGCGACGUGCUUUCCAAGGUCAAGCCCGAUGCACUUAAGGAACUCAGGGCCGACAACGACCUCGUUAUCGUGCCUGCGGACAAGGGGUCUUCCACGGUCGUAUUGGAGAGGACAGACUACAGUCAGAAAGUCAAAAGUUUUUUGGAGGAUCGUCAGUCCUAUGUCGCAUGCGAAUACAACCCCAUAAAAACGCUGACACGCGAGAUUAACGCGACACUGUUGGCAAUGGAGAACUCGGGUGCAAUAUCGCCAAUCGACCGACGCAUGGCGAGAGCACAAGAAACGGCCCUAGCCCGAUUCUACGGUCUCCCAAAAGUACACAAAGAGGACACUUCUCUCUGGCUUAUCGUAUCCCUAAAGGGCACUCUAACCUACGGUCUGGCAAAGUGGCUGAUUCGACGUCUCAAGUUUCUGACCUCCGAUUCGAAAACCAUAGUCAGCUCGUCAACGCUAUUCUUGGAGAAACUUAAAGGGGUAAGUCUCCUGCCAAGCGAUUUCAUGGUUACCUUUGAUGUCACGUCCCUUUUUACUUCUAUCCCGCAGGACCUGGCAGUCGAGACCAUCGAACUACUCCUACGAAAGAAAUACGACGAAACGGAGAAUCGCCUCGGACACGCACAAAUCAUUCAGGUCCUGAAGUUCUGUCGCAAGACGUACUUUACGUUCGACGGAACAAUCUACGAGCAGGUGACGGGAACGCCAAUGGAUUCGCCGAUUUCGGGACUCAUAGUCGAGGCGGUCCUACAACGGUUGGAGUCGCUGGUUUUCUGA
Spirometra erinaceieuropaei is the source of this 786-nucleotide messenger RNA. The record is from the annotation of a GenBank genome assembly. Lineage: Eukaryota; Metazoa; Platyhelminthes; Cestoda; Diphyllobothriidea; Diphyllobothriidae.